UUUCGUCAUAGGAUGAGAAGCGCCACUCAGUUUGCUUCAGUAGCCUGUGGAGGAAGUGUGCAGUAGGUGUGUUGGGCAAGAGCGCCCUAGGCCAGCACAAUGAAUAGGGCACGCGCAAUGUCAUACCUCCUGUCUCGGGCCUCUCCUGGGAUGCCCCUGGGAGCAUCACGAGCCUGGUUGAUUGGUGCCACGAGGAGUAAAGCUUCAGCACCACCAUCAGCAGCACUUGCGGCAGAACCAUUCCUCAAUGGGUCAUCCUCGAACUAUGUGGAGGAGAUGUACACAGCCUGGCUCAGCGACCCAAAGAGUGUACAUCAGUCUUGGGACACAUUUUUCCGAAAUGCUGUUUCUGGUGCUCGACCUGGCGAGGCGUACACUGCCCCCCCGUCCCUUGCCGAGCCACAGGCCAACCAUGUGCCCCUCACGUCCCUUGCCCCGGCCCUUGCCUCUCCCCAGAUGGUCUCUGAUGCUCCGAUAUCCGACAAAGUGAUAGACGACCAUCUGGCAGUACAGGGCAUUAUUAGGGCGUACCAGGCUCGUGGACACUUGGUCGCAGCACUGGACCCGCUGGGCAUUGACCGCGAGGCACUGUCAGAACGUCACCCGACAACCCUGCCCAGCAAAACUGUAGUGCGGAACUAUUUUGAUUACAUUGGCGAGUCAGACAUGGAGCGCUCCUUCAAGCUGCCCCUUUCAACCUUUGUCGGUGGCAGCGAGACCACUCUGCCCCUGAAGGAGAUCAUCAAGAGGUUAGAAGAUGCCUACUGUCGCUCCAUUGGUGUUGAGUUCAUGUUCAUCAAUUCCCUGGAACAAUGCAACUGGAUCAGGCAGAAGUUUGAGACGCCUGGCAUCAUGUACAUGAGCGCCCAGGAGAAGCGGCUGCUGCUGGCUCGCCUCACCAGGUCCCACGGGUUUGAGGCUUUCCUGGCCCGCAAAUUCUCCUCUGAAAAACGGUUUGGCCUUGAAGGUUGUGAGAUUCUCAUCCCAGCAAUGAAGCAGGUGAUUGAUCGUUCCACUUCACUGGGAGUUGAGAGCUUCGUGAUGGGGAUGCCUCACCGUGGCCGCCUCAAUGUGCUCUCCAAUGUGUGUCGCAAGCCCCUUGAGCACAUCUUCUGUCAGUUUGCUGGCCUUGACACUGGAGAUGAGGGAUCAGGAGAUGUGAAGUACCAUCUGGGGACAUACGUGGAGAGGCUGAACCGUGUGACCAACAAGAACAUUCGCCUUGCCAUUGUUGCAAACCCAUCCCACUUGGAGGCGGUGAACCCAGUGGUGCAGGGCAAGACCAGGGCAGAGCAGUUCUAUCAUGGAGAUUCUGAAGGGAACAAGGUUCUCUCAGUGUUGCUCCAUGGAGAUGCAGCCUUCUCUGGCCAGGGCAUCGUGUACGAGACCUUCCACUUGUCGGAGCUGCCUCAGUACACCACUCACGGCACCAUUCACGUCGUCGUCAACAACCAGAUUGGCUUCACCACUGACCCACGCAUGUCUCGCUCCUCUCCCUACUGCACAGAUGUCGCUCGAGUGGUCAAUGCUCCAAUCUUCCAUGUGAAUGCUGAUGAUCCUGAAGCUGUGAUGCAUGUGUGCAAUGUUGCUGCGGACUGGAGACACACUUUCCACAAGGAUGUUGUCAUUGACUUGGUGUGCUACCGACGCAAUGGCCACAACGAAAUUGAUGAGCCGAUGUUCACCCAACCACUCAUGUACAACCGUAUCCGAAAACUCAAGCCCUGCAUCGACUUGUACUCUGAUAAGCUGGUCUCUGAGGGUGUGGUAACCAAGGAGGAGGCCAAGGAAGUGAGGGAUAAGUAUGAGAAGAUCCUAGAGGAAGCCUUCGCAGCAGCCAAGAUGGAGACCCGUGUAUUCAACAAACACUGGAUUGACUCUCCAUGGUCUGGCUUCUUUGAGGGUAAGGAUCCCCUCCGUGCCUCACCAACCGGCAUUCACGAGGACACUAUCACCCACAUCUGCCGAAGGUUUUCCAGUGCCCCACCCAAUGCCAGUGAUUUCGUCAUCCACAGAGGUCUGCAGCGCAUUCUGAAUGCCCGCAUGGAGAUGGUGAAGGAGCGCACCAUUGACUGGGCGAUGGGAGAGGCUGUUGCAUUUGGGUCACUGCUGAAGGAAGGCAUCCAUGUGCGCCUCUCUGGGCAGGACGUGGAGCGAGGGACCUUUUCUCACCGGCACCACAUCUUGCACCACCAAAAAGUGGACAAAUCACAGUACAAUGCUCUGGCCCACUUGUACCCAGACCAAGCUCCUUACACCGUCUGCAACUCCUCCCUCUCUGAAUAUGCAGUGCUUGGCUUUGAGCUUGGCUUCUCUAUGACCAAUCCCAAUGCACUUGUCAUCUGGGAAGCUCAGUUUGGAGACUUCCACAACACAGCCCAGUGCAUCAUUGACCAGUUCAUUGCCUCUGGACAGUCUAAGUGGAUCCGGCAGACUGGCCUGGUGUUGUUGCUCCCACACGGCAUGGAAGGAAUGGGACCUGAACACUCCAGCGCUCGCCUGGAACGCUUCCUACAGAUGACCUCAGAUGAUCCAGAUAUCUUGCCAGCAUUCUCAAGUGACUUUGCAAUCCGCCAGCUGUCUGACAUCAACUGGAUUGUUGCCAGCUGCUCCACCCCUGCCAACCUGUUCCACAUCUUGCGGCGCCAGAUUGCUCUCCCCUUCCGCAAACCCCUGAUCCUUAUGACCCCCAAGUCUCUGUUGCGACACCCCGAGGCCAAGUCUCCAUUUGACGACAUGGUGGAGGGAACAGAAUUCCAGAGAGUGAUCCCUGAGGCUGGGCCAGCAUCCAAGAACCCUGCUGGGGUGAAGAGGCUCAUUUUCUGUUCAGGGAAAGUGUACUAUGACCUGACAGCUGCUCGCAAGGAAGCAGGACUAGAGGAAUCGAUAGCAAUCAGCAGAAUGGAACAGAUUGCACCCUUCCCUUAUGACCUGGUGAAGCAGGAGUGUGACAAGUACCCAGAGGCUGAAUUGGUGUGGUCUCAGGAGGAACACAAGAACAUGGGUGCCUGGUCUUAUAUCCAGCCCAGGAUAGCCACAGCCCUCAACUGUGAGAAACACCUAAUACCAAGUGCCUCCGAGAGCCAGGAGUCUCAGUCUUGGUACGAAUAUUGGUUCCCUUGGCUCUUCCCUACCUCAAGUCCCUCUGAGGUGUCGCCCUCUGAGGCGCCAGCUACCACUCAGAGUGAGACUCCCGUAGCCUCUGAUACCAGAGUUGUGAGGUAUGCCGGGCGGCCAGUCUCGGCCUCCCCAGCCACAGGUAACAAGAAGACCCACCUGCGGGAGUUGAAGAACCUGCUGGAGGAUGCCCUGGCUCUGUAAGUUACUCACCAUCAGCACUACCACUACUGCAACCCGAAGAUUUAAAGAGCAUUAUUGUGAAAAAAAGAAUUUGUAACAGGUACUACAUGAUUACGUAAGUGAACUCUCCCUCAAAAGAUGAUCCUGAAUAAGAAUUUUUGUUGAUGACAAUUUUGGUUAACAUCAGAAAUAUUCUUGACUUUUAUAUAUAGGUUUGCCAAGGAUGAAGGCCCUUUCAGUGCCAUCAUAACCACCUUGAAGCUUAUGAUAGUUGAUUGUAGUUCUGUUAAACUGAUGAGUAUAUAUAUUGCACUGAUGUUGACAUAAAUAUGUAUUGUAUUCCUAUGUAUAAUAUUGUCUAAGUCACUAUCUUUAUUUACCUGUUGUUCUUGUAACAUAGAGCAUAUACAGACAGGACAGUCAAGGCUGACCAAGAUCUUUUUAGGUCUUCAUGAUAAUCUUAGUCUGAUCAGCUGCCUGAGUGCACAAAAAUGGGUAAAGAAGCAGCCUAUUCAGUUUACCAUUUCCCCCAAAAAAGUUCAGUACUGAGAAGACUUAAGAAGAAUCGUCUCUUAUAGUUCUUUUGUCUUGGAGGUGUCUUCAUUAUCCUCUUUUGAAUGUGAUGUGUUGCUGAUUAGACCAAGACUAUCACCAGGACCUGAGUGGAUUUAGAUCAACCUUGUCUGCUCUGCCUCUACACACAGCUCCACUGACUGAAGAGAGACUGGCAUUGGGUGGUGUGCAGUGUACAGAACAUUUAGGGUGUCAGACAGUUGCUCAUGGCGCUGGCAUUUCAUGGACAGGAAUAUUUAGAAAAAAAGAGGCAGUUAUGUAUAUGUGGGAAGGUUUAUGCUGUAUUUUUCAGAAUGCAAGUAGUAAAGAUGCCACAGUGCAAAGAGCAAUUAAAUAAGUGAAGUAAAGUGUUUGAUAUUUUUGUGAGAAUGCAAGUAACACAGAUGCCAUUAUGCAGCAGGUAGUUUACGCACGAUUUAGAAAAUUUUGUGGCAGUAUUUGUGAUUGAGUAAGCCAGCUGCCAGUAUGCAUAUCUCUCUCAGCCCAGCUUACAGCUGCUAUCUGAACAUACUCAGAUGAUAUACGAGUAACUGAUAUAUGAACACACUCCCGGUCAUGUGUAUAUAUUGUAUUUAUUAUAAUUUUAAUCUUAAGCACUGUAAAUUGAAAGUGAUUUUCUUAAGGAUAUGAUGACAGCCCUAAAUAUUGUUGUUGCUUAAGGAAAACAAAUUUUAUUGGUGAGACAUUUGAUUCUCAUUGAAGAGUUCAGGGUAUUCGAGUACAUUGUUUUUAUUGAUAAUUUUCACUGCAUCUUGUGUAUUCAUAUUGGACAAUUUCAUUGAAUUCAUUGGUGGUUUAAUUUCUGUUGCUCCCUCAUCCUUCAUACUCCAAUUCAUUCUAUGACAUUUCAUUGAUUGCAUGGCAGACAAGUAAAGUAUAUGAUAAAAGAGGACAGUGAUAACACUGUUACAAUCCAAUCAAACAUUGCUCAGUGAAUGAGGUUGUCGUGAAAGGAAUGAAAGUGAGGAACGCAAGUAACUCCUUUUAUGAAAGAACAUUGUGUGUUUGAAUGACAUUAAUGAUUGGAUUGGACAGCUCAAUAGAGAUACUUAUAUUUUUAACUACUCGACUAACUUUGAUAUAUUACUGGACACAUCUGUAGCUUUCGUCUCACUCUUCACUUUCCUCACUCAUGGUCUCUGUAACUCCACCUUAUUCUGUGCAAUUAUGAAUGUCCUAUUGAGAUAUGACAGGCAUAUCCUGAGAUUUUCUAUUUAGAUUCUUCAAUUUCUUGCUCUUUUUGUCACAGCUGUCUGUAAUUUAGUUGCUGCUAAAUAGAUGGACAGCUUACAAAGUGAAAAGCAUCAAGAAAGUAAUAUUUCACUAAUGCUUGAAAUGAUUUAAAUUAAUACUUAGGUAAUUUUCUUUUAUGUUCUUUACAUUUUUCUUAUCCAUUAUCCCUUGCUUCUGUCAUUAAGUUGUUACAUUGUCUUUUUUUUAUUUUCCUUGUUUUCUUCCCUUUCUUACAUCCAGCUAUUACACCACUCAAUAGUGACUCAAUUGACUACCUAAUAUUGACCUUGAUCAAUAUGUGUGUAGCCUGCAGCAAGACUGUGUUAUGCAUUAUGAUCAUAUGCUACUGUAACUUUGAUAAGAUAGGGUGGCUACAGCAAGGCAUCUCAUAGUUAGAGUAGCUCUUCACUUUUUUAUAUUAAGCAUGCUGCUUUUAUAGAUUGGUAGUAAUCCAUAGAAAAAAAAGAUCAUGGCCCAAGCUAUGUAGGUACUAAUGAUUUAAUAAUGAAUUAUUUGAGGCCAAGCAUACAUAAUUUCCUUUCAGCAUUAGAAUAUGCAUAGAAAGCCUUCAGGCAACCAGCAGCUUAUCCUGAUACAUCCACACAGAAGGUGGCUUUAUUUGUGACUUGUAAAGGGAGAGGAGGUCCAUUCUUCAUCUCUGCCAUAUCCCAAGCCAGGCACAUUGGUAUACUAUUGAAAAAGAUCUUGAAUAACUUAUAAAAAGUAAAUUGAUACAGGCAAAAAUGUUUCAGGGUUAUUGGGAGGGUGCAGCAGGAUAAAUCUGCUAUGUAUUCUGUAAUAAUAUACACAGCAUUUUGUAGUUCAAGGUUUCAAGUCACUCAUACUUUUAACCUUUAACCUCUAGAUGGUGUUUAUAUCUAUCACCACACAGUUGUAGUGGACAUCAAAGGAUUCCUUGUGUGCCACCUUUGGUAUCAACACUGAUAAUGGAAGUACACACACAUUUAUUCAUAAAGGGCAUCUGGAUGUACCUGUCAUGCUUGUAGAGGCUAGAGGUUAAAUUUAUGGAUUCCAAUUACAGAAAUCACAGCUUCACUCCCAUAUACCAUCCAAGAAAAAGAAAAAACUACAUCCAAGCUUCUAUAUUAGUGGAUAGCAUCAUAAAGAAGUGAUUUGAGUUAGUUUAUGUGAGCUGUUGGUAACCUGGUAUGGUAUUGUCUCCUUAUUUCAUCACUAGGUCAGUCUUUAAGUGCCUAUACACACAUAUGCUGAGUGAGAAAAAAUGGCAUUGCACCUCCUUUGUACUCUUGCUAACAUGCCAGUUCGCUUCCUAUGCCACAGCUGCUGCUCUUUGAUUGUUGCAUUCAGUUUUCCUUUGAUAUCCUAUCCCUGUUUCUCUUCAGAGCAUAAUAAACACAUUGAAAGUGUAAUAUUUUCACUCAUGUUGAAAUUUCAAUGAAGUGUAUUCAUGAGAGGAGCUGUAUAUAGAAGUUUUAUUUUUCAAGCACAGCUGUACAUUGGUGAAGCAAGUAAUAUGUGAAGAAAGUAAA
Messenger RNA from Scylla paramamosain (green mud crab), 6617 nucleotides. RefSeq names its product 2-oxoglutarate dehydrogenase complex component E1-like (gene Nc73EF). The transcript is spliced from 21 exons. The coding region runs from base 100 to 3321 and encodes 1073 amino acids. Gene Ontology annotation, cellular component: mitochondrion; oxoglutarate dehydrogenase complex. Gene Ontology annotation, biological process: tricarboxylic acid cycle. NCBI's taxonomy places the organism in Eukaryota, Metazoa, Arthropoda, Malacostraca, Decapoda, Portunidae. The record is from RefSeq and is a predicted model, not a curated record. Gene Ontology annotation, molecular function: oxoglutarate dehydrogenase (succinyl-transferring) activity; thiamine pyrophosphate binding.